This is a messenger RNA of Acanthisitta chloris (rifleman), 1137 nucleotides long. RefSeq names its product pepsin A-like. NCBI's taxonomy places the organism in Eukaryota, Metazoa, Chordata, Aves, Passeriformes, Acanthisittidae. The record is from RefSeq and is a predicted model, not a curated record. Gene Ontology annotation, molecular function: aspartic-type endopeptidase activity. Bases 1 to 1137 code for a protein of 378 amino acids. Gene Ontology annotation, biological process: proteolysis. The transcript has 9 exons.
AUGAAGCUGCUCCUGCUUCUCACCGUGGUGGCCCUGGCACAGGGCCACGUGGUAAGGGUGCCCCUGGAGAAGACGAAGUCGCUGCGGGAGAGGCUGCGGGAACAGGGGCUGCUGGAGAGUUUCCUGGAGCAGCAUCCCUACAACCUGGCUGCCAAGUACUUUCCUGGAAUCGCCGUGGAGCCCCUGCAGAACUACAUGGAUGAUGAGUACUUUGGCACCAUCUCCAUUGGAACUCCACCCCAGAAAUUCACUGUUGUCUUCGACACUGGUUCCUCCAACUUGUGGGUGCCCUCAGUCUUCUGCUCCAGCCCAGGCUGCAGGAACCACAAGCGCUUCAACCCUGAGGAUUCCUCCACCUUCCUCAGCACCAACGACACCCUCUUCAUUGCCUAUGGCACAGGAAGCAUGACUGGAGUCCUGGGAUAUGACACUGUCAAUGUCGCAGGCAUCAGCAUCUCUGACCAGAUUUUUGGGCUGGCUGAGACUGAGCCAGGGGAUUUCUUCUACUAUGCUCCCUUUGAUGGCAUCCUGGGGCUGGCAUUCCCAAGUAUUGCCUCCUCUGGAGCCACUCCAGUCUUUGACAACAUGAUGAUGGAAAAUCUUGUGGAUAGGGAUAUCUUCUCUGUCUACCUGAGCAGGGAUGGCCAGCCUGGCAGCUUUGUCCUCUUUGGUGCCAUCGAUCCUUACUACACCACCAAAGGCAUCACCUGGAUCCCUCUCUCUGCCGAAACCUACUGGCAGAUCACCAUGGAUAGUGUCUCUGUGCAUGGGAAGCAGGUGGCCUGCUCCUCGGGGUGCCAGGCCAUCGUGGACACAGGCACCACACUGCUGACCAUGCCCGUCCGAGCCCUCAGGAUCCUCCUAGUCUCCCUUGGUGCCAGCUUCAACGGCGAGAUCAGCUGCCAGGCUGUCAGCAAGCUGCCUGAUGUCAUCUUCCACAUCAACGGCAAAGCCUUCCCAGUGCCACCCAGAGCCUACGUGUUAAGGAGUGAAGGGUCCUGCAGCGUUGGCUUUGAGGGCAUGGAUGCCCCCACGGAGGAGGGUGAGCUCUGGAUCCUUGGGGAUGUCUUCAUCCGCGAGUACUAUGUCAUCUUCAACAGAGCUGACAACAAGGUGGGGCUGUCCCCGCUGCCCUGA